CUUUUUAAAAAAAAAACCGUCAUGCCUUCGAGGAAAGGAGCCCGCGGCGGGAGCCGGGCGGGUCACGGGAGGAGUCUCCCGGAGCUCGGGCUGCUCCUGCUGGUGCUCCUUGUGCUGCUGGAGGGCUCCGUGCUCCCCCUAGGAGCUGCCAGCUCCCCGAACACCAGCGGCAGCAGCGCCGGGAGUGACGAGGAGCGCCACGGACACGCGGAAACCAAACACAACGCCACGAAAAAGGCUUUCCCGGUCCUCAGCCUCGAGUACGACCACGUCAAAAUCCCGUUUGAGAUUUCUCUGUGGGUGCUGCUCGCCUCGCUGAUGAAACUAGGUUUCCACUUGAUUCCUCGCCUGUCGGGUAUCGUUCCAGAGAGCUGCCUGUUGAUUGUCGUUGGCCUGCUAGUGGGGGGGCUCAUCAAACUGGCUGGAGAGAAGGUCCCCCCAGUGUUGGACUCCGAAUUAUUCUUUCUCUGCUUGUUACCUCCCAUCAUCCUGGAUGCUGGCUACUUCCUCCCCAUCCGCCCGUUCAUGGAAAAUCUUGGCACGAUCCUGAUGUUUGCUGUCGUGGGGACUCUUUGGAACGCCUUCUUCAUCGGAGGCCUGCUGUUUGCCGUUUGUCAGAUCCCACAAGCUGGGCUCGACACCGUUGGGCUCCUGCCCUGUCUGCUGUUUGGCUCCAUCAUCUCCGCCGUGGAUCCAGUCGCUGUACUCGCUGUUUUUGAAGAGAUUCAUAUAAAUGAGCUGUUGCACAUCCUGGUGUUUGGUGAAUCACUGCUCAAUGAUGCUGUGACUGUGGUUUUGUACCACCUUUUUGAAGAGUUUGCAAGUGUCGGCACAGUGACGGUGUUGGACGGCUUCCUGGGAGUCAUCUCCUUCCUCGUUGUAGCGCUGGGUGGCGUUCUGAUCGGAGCCAUCUAUGGGUUUCUUGCAGCCUUCACCUCGCGCUUCACCUCCCAUACCCGCGUCAUCGAGCCACUUUUUGUCUUUGUGUACAGCUACAUGGCCUACCUGUCAGCUGAGGUGUUCCACCUGUCUGGCAUCAUGGCUUUAAUAGCUUGUGGAGCGGUGAUGCGACCCUACGUGGAGGCUAACAUAUCCCACAAAUCCCACACCACCAUCAAGUACUUCCUGAAGAUGUGGAGCAGCGUUAGUGAGACGUUAAUCUUCAUCUUCCUCGGUGUGGCCACAGUGGAUGGAAACCACAACUGGCACUGGAUCUUUGUCAUGUCGACGGUCAUUUUGUGUCUGGUUGCUCGAGUCAUAGGUGUUGUUAGUCUUACAUUUGUGAUUAACAAGUUCCGCAUCGUAAAGCUGACAACCAAAGAUCAGUUCAUCAUAGCCUACGGUGGCCUGCGAGGUGCCAUCGCCUUUUCCCUCGGCUUCCUGUUGGAUCCCAAUCACUUUCCUAAGAGGGAUAUGUUCCUGACUGCCAUCAUCACGGUCAUUUUCUUCACAGUCUUUGUUCAGGGCAUGACCAUCAAACCCCUGGUGGAGCUGCUGGCAGUGAAGAAGAAACAAGAGGCCAAGCGCUCGAUCAACGAGGAGAUCCACACUCAGUUUCUUGACCACUUACUGACUGGAAUCGAGGACAUCUGUGGACACUAUGGACAUCACCACUGGAAGGACAAACUGAACCGCUUCAACAAGAAAUAUGUGAAGAACUUCCUGAUUGUAGGCGAGCGCUCCAAAGAGCCACAGCUGAUCGCUUUCUACCACAAGAUGGAGAUGAAACAAGCCAUUCAGCUGGUGGAGAGCGGUUCCAGGCUACCUUCUGCUAUGCCCUCCACUGUUUCCAUGCAGAACAUUCAGCCCAAGGUUCCUCCUGCUGUUCCAAAGUCUGCAGAGAGAGCUCUUCCACAGCUGAGGAAAAGUCGAGAGGAGGAGAUCAGGAAAAUCCUCAAGAGCAACCUUCAAAGGACUCGGCAGAGGUUGCACUCUUACAACAGACACACUCUGGUGGCUGAUCCAUAUGAGGACGGAUUUAAUGACUUCCUUUUGAAAAAACAAAAGAUGUUUGAGCUCGACAAGAAGAUAAAGGAGAUGAGUAAUUACUUGACGGUUCCUGCUGCUGCUCCUGACUCCCCGACCAUGACUAGAGCCAGACUGGCUUCAGAUCCACAAUCUUACCGCACGAGACCAGCAGCAGAUGGUGUGCCAACCAUCAAGAUAGACCUGGCGUCUCCAGAGUCCCCGGAUUUUUUAAACCCGAAGAAAACCUUCAGAGAGGCGGACAAGCAGGGAGGAGAGGAGGACCAAGGCCUGACGAUGAGACCUUAUUCAAGUGGACCAAAGAAAUCUGGAGACAAAGAUGAAGCAAGGGAGCAGCAGAAGCUGAUGAGGUGUCUGAGCGAUCCCGGUCCCGGCUCAGACGAAGUCGACGACGAGGAUGAACCUUUCCUGCCCUGAGACUGAGACCAGAGCAACGUCGGGUCUCGACUGUUCAGACUGGAGACGGUUGCGUCAUUGCUGGGUUCAGAAACGAAGAUAAAAAGCCAAAACGGCAACUGCUGUAAGAAACGAAAACUCCAAGUAAGAGCAAGAGCCCAAGGGGAUAAAAGAAGCCAUUUCUUUAUCGUCGUUGCUCUUUAUUUUUUUAGACGGGGUGGAAAAUCAGCAGCCGUCAGAGAAAAGGCUGAUUUACUGCUUGAUGUUCUGAGAUCAGGAAAGAGCUAUGCAUUACCAAAAGGUUGGACUGUUU
Molecule: messenger RNA, 2695 nt
Organism: Nematolebias whitei (Rio pearlfish)
Lineage: Eukaryota; Metazoa; Chordata; Actinopteri; Cyprinodontiformes; Rivulidae
Gene: slc9a1a
Product: solute carrier family 9 member A1a
Exons: 12
Coding region: 22-2403 (793 amino acids)
Biological process (GO): proton transmembrane transport; regulation of pH; sodium ion transport
Cellular component (GO): membrane
Molecular function (GO): sodium:proton antiporter activity
Source: RefSeq, a predicted model, not a curated record